GAAUGCUUGGUCUAUGGUAUUCGCGUCGUCGUCUCCACAUGUCUCGACUACGAUUGGUCGACUCGUUCGCCGUUAGUAUUCCCGCGUGCUCUGCCCCGACCCGCAGCAUGCACCGCGAAGUAUUCAAAUUCGAUCACUGAUAUCUCCCUCGUACGCGACUGUUGAUUAGCUCAUACGGCGUAAUCGCCAUUCGCGCCGGCACCGCCGCACGCGCGCGGUACACGCGCGCGCCACGCCGGCGAUAAUGCGAGCGUUUCCCUAAAGAAAAGAAUAAACACACACGGGGCAAGCAGAGUGCGCGGCGGUGGCCGGUCUCGAGGAGCAGCGGCGGUGGUGGCGGUGGCGACGACGACGGCGGCGACGGCGGUGGCGGCGACGGCGGCGGCGGCGGAUCGUGCGCUCGGACGCAUCGCCGUGAUACGCGUUCUCGGCGAGCAACACGGAGUCACCGGAUGGCAUCGCUUCUCAUCACCGGCGUCGAAACAAGUGUCUGUAUACAAGAUGGCGGCGCCCGGGUCUCUCGCUGUCGUGAGAAUCGCCAGGAAGUAGCGGCGAGUGGCGGUGAGCGACGUUUCGUGUGAGAACGCGACGAGGAGGCGGAGGUCAGGGAGAGCGAGAGUGCGUGCGUGCGUGCAUUUUUACCGCAGCGACGGCGACGACGACGAGCUGACGACCUGACCAACGGAGAAGCAGCCAACCGUCCGACCGACCGACCGAACCGGUGCGGUGCGGUGCGGCGGUGUAGUGCGCUGCGUUGCGCUGCGGCGUGGCGCGGUACGGUGCGGUGCGGUGCGGUGCGGUGCGGUACGGUGCGGUGCGGUGCGGUGCAGUGUGCGCCUAGCCCGGGUAGAGCGGCAUCGCAGCGAGCCGAGCAUCACAGCACAGCAGCAGCAGCAGCGGCAUCGACAGCAGCGGCGGCGGCGGCGGCAGCGUCGUCGUCGUUGUUGUCUCCUUGUUGAAGGAUGCGGCCCGAUGAGCGAAGGAGAAGGUAGGCUGCUUGAGGAGCCUCCUUAGCCCGGCGGGUGGUUAGCUGGCGCGGCAGACGGCUACGCAGGUACGCGACGAAGUGGGCUCCUCGGGAUUGGAGGAGAGGGCUGGCCAACGUAGUUGGCACUGGCGAACGUUGACGACGGAAGGAACUCGCUCCCGGACGCGCGGUCGUUGUUCGCUCGGCGUGUACGGACGGCGUCCAUCAUAGUUCUCGCCUGUCCGGGUGAGUGCGUGAGGUCGGUGGAAGUGUGACGGCACAUCGUGCCGUCGUGCGUCGUCGUCGCCCUGCAGAGACUCGCUCGUCGUCGAUGCCGUCGACGGAAACGAAGGACGGAGAAGGACGCGUGUGAGCUUCCUCGGGAGGGAGAGAGACAGAGCGCGCGCGACAGAGUGUGUGCUAGAGAUAGAGAGUCGCGUCGUAACGGCGCUGACGAUAUCGGCGACGCGACGACAACGACGACGACGACGACAACGACAAAAAAGAAGACGAAGACGGCGGCGGCGGCGACGACGACGAUGAUGACGACGAUGGAGUCGAGAGUGAGUUACGACGAGCUUUGUCGCCUGUGUGCGUCCUACAAUGCCGCCAAGGUGGACAUAUUCGGGCCGGACGGCAAGGAUCGUCAGCUCGUCGACAAGAUUCAGGCGUGCCUACAGUUCAAGAUAUCAGAGGACGAUGGCUUACCGAAGUCUCUGUGUCAUAGAUGCGUGUUUAAUUUGGAGAAUUUUUACGACUUUAGAACUGCUUGCGUCAAUGCAGUCGCUUUAUUAAAGAGAUGUCAGCCACCAAGAGAAGCGACGAACGAUGACGAUGCAGAUAAUGCCGCACAGUGCGACGAGAUGCACGCGGAGUUUUUCAAGGAGAAGAAAAACACACCAGUCCUUAUUCCGGAGGCACCUAUAGUCAAUCCUAAUGCAGCGUUAGGCACACCGCCGAGAUUGAAUUCCGAUGGCGAGGCGGACCCCGAGGUCGAAGAGAUCCUCGACACGAGUGAGGGCACAGAUGAAGCAACGGUGGUCGACGACUCGGAAGAUCGAAGGUCAGAGUACGAGUACGAGAUGGACAUGGAGACGAAUCCCAGCGACUUUUUGGAGAUGACGCCGAUGGUAACCGAGGAUAACGAGGAGUGCGACGCGAAGAACGUCGCCGCGCCGCCUCAGGACACCGCUACUGUUUUUCAGCACACGUCGCAACAGCACGAGGUCUAUGUCUGUUCUCUGUGUAACAAGGCCUUCAGCUCGAAAGGACAUUUGUCCUUGCAUGCGAGGAUCCACGUGGGUGAGGGCGACGUGAUCGGUGAGAAAGUUAUCACUGACGAUCACACGUCGUUCAAGCGACCAUAUCAAUGCGAUCUUUGUCACAAGUCGUACUCCACCGCGAAGCACCGAUGGGGACACGUUUCUACGUCACAUAGGGGACAUCCUGCUGUAACAUGCGGAUAUUGUUCGCGGAUAUACUCGACGCGGAUAAAUCUUGAGGAACACGUAAAAUCGCGCCACGCUGGUCUACCAGCGCCUGCGAACUUACCGGUUUCGUUCUUCCGCCCGGAAGCGCGUUAUCAAUGCAAAACGUGUUCAAAGGUGUUCUCGGAUCAAGCGGAUUUCAACGCGCAUAGCCAGGUCUGCACGGAGGAGCAGCGUAUCGCUUUGCUGGAGAAAGUCGAGCCGCAAAACAAUAAGAGCCUGGCCGACACGUCCGAUAUCUCCAGCAUAGAUACGGAUGACGAGAACAAAGACUACAGGAACGCUGAAGCUAAACUAGCCAAAAAUCCACAGUUGACUAUACUGAAGCAAGCGUUGACUAAAGGCGAGAGUCUCAAACGGGACUACGACGAUAGCUCGACGUCCGAUUGCAAGCCAAGGAAAUUAGCCAAGACGGAUAAUUGCGAAGCGAAUCCCCAGAAGAGAUGGUAUUGCGAAGCGUGUCCGCAAAGCUUCACAUCCGUAGACAGUUUGAAGGAGCACGAGAUCACGCACGAAGCUGAGAAGCCGUUUAUUUGCAUACUGUGCCAGAAAGAUUUCGUCGUGAAGUCAUCGUUGAGCAGGCAUAUUGUGACGAUGCACGGUGUUGAUCCCAUGCCCAUUGUUGACAGCGAUAAAUGCCUGAAGAAAGUCGUGAUGCCUCAGAAUUGGAACGAUCAGAUGGACGUCAGCGUUUAUGAGCAGGACGAGAUGAAGGAAUCGCGAGAGUUUUCGUCGUCGCCUGAGGAAAAUUUGGAGAACGAUGAGAAGGAUAUUAAAAACAAUCACGAGAACAUGAUAGAAAUAGAAACAGUAUUUGUAUGCGAAAUUUGUACGAGAGAUUUCAACGAUCGCGCCUCGUUGUGGUUGCACAUACGGGCGACGCAUAAGGAAUUCGCGGCGUUCGCCUGUGGAGUGUGCUUGAAGAUUUGCUCCGAUAACACGCAGCUUCAGAGUCACGUUAAUAUGUACCAUGGAGGAUCCAAACUUUUAAUAUCCGAACAAAGAAGGUACAGCUGCACAAUAUGUGGUAGACAGCAUGACUCGAGGAAAAAGCUAAUUGCUCAUGUCUCGAUACACAACAUCGAUCCUUCGUACGAUCCAGCACAUUUUGUACAGUUAAAUAGUAAUUAUUACAACGAGAACUUGAACAUUAACGAAGGGAACGAGCAAAUGUUGGAUUUCGAUGGUGAGGACGGCGAGAAGGUCGAUUGUUAUAUUUGUAACAAGUCAUUUCCGAACGAGGAUCAUCUCAUACGACAUCAGAGGAACGCCCACAAGUCUGAACAGGUAUUUUCGGAAGAUGUUGCGGGAAGCGGGGGUGUAUUGAGCGUCAACGGUAAUGGCAACAAAGGGCAGUUCCAUUUCUUUUUUGUGUGCGAGGUUUGUGGCAGUCCUCAUUCCAGCAAAUGGGAACGUUGGUUGCACAUCAACAGCAUGCACAGCGAUGUAUCCGCCAUUAAGUGCGAAUUCAAAGAUUGUGGAAAGAUAUUCGCGACGAAAUUGCUACGUAACGAGCAUGCCCAGCACCAUGUGCUACAAGGCGCCUCGCCGAACACUUGCGAGGUUUGCGGGAAACUGUGGGCCACUCGGGUCGAUUAUUGGAAGCACGUGAUGGGAGUACAUUCGGACACAGUGCCUAGGGUUUGUGGUGUUUGUCUAAAGAUAUUUUCCGACGUGGUACAGUUAAGCAGACACGUAAAGGAGAAACACUGGCCGUUGACCGGUGGUGAUUUUUGCUGUGAUAUUUGCGGUAGGCCCUAUUCCAAUAAAUCAAAGAUGUCCCGACAUAGGAAGAUCCACGGCUUGGAGGUGGACGCGUGUGAUAAUAGCAGCAUUAAUGAAACGACCAACGAAUCGUCGAAACUUGAUCAUAACGGUGCCGCAGAGGUCGAGUUGAGUUGCGACCAAUGUCCCGACCUCAAGUUCUCAACGCUAGAUAGUUUGGUCAACCACAGACGCUUGGUGCACAGUCUGUUCCCAUGCGACCUGUGUAACAAGUGCUACGGCCGAACAUCGCACUUGUGGAAGCAUGUGAACAGGGUACACAAGGGUCACACGGACGUUACGUGUCCGUACUGCAUGAAGACCAGCGCCUCGAGGGAUCACCUCAUGGCGCAUAUCGCCAAGAUUCACAGGUACGAGCUCGACGUGAGCAAGAACCGUAUGAAUUGCGUCACGCGCAAGUCCUCCAGCACCGAGGACGGUGUCGUGCAUUACUGCGAGAAAUGCAACAAAGGAUUCCACAAGCGCUAUCUGCUCAGGCGCCACAUGAAGGGCUGCCAGAACUACCGUAAGGACCCCGGCGCGUUGUUGACUCGUUGCCGGGCCUGCGAGAGAAUAUUCAAGGACCGUGCGAGUCUUCAGAAGCAUAUCGAGAAUCAUCACAGCACGUACACCUGCCACUUAUGUAACGAAACGAUCACGUCUAAAUUGGGCAUUAUGACGCACAACCGCGUCAAUCAUAUGGACCACCCGGAUCUGACGUGCGAACAUCCGAGCUGCAAGAAGCUGUUCCGCACUAAGGAGGACCUGGAGUCGCAUCGAAAGGAUCAUAAGCACCACAGUAACCUGAACGUUUGCGACUUCUGCGGCGACACCGUGGAAAACAAGCUGAAGCUAAAAAUGCACGUGCUGUCGUUACAUCGUAACGAGAUCGGAGUAUCUUGCGGCGUUUGCUUGAUACCCAUGAAGGAUCCUAAGGACCUGAAGAAGCACGUCGAGACGGAGCAUAGCGGCGUUCUCUCCAAGCCGAAUACGUGUCAGGUAUGCGGCAAGCAGUACGCGUCCAAGUGGAAGGCUUUCGACCACACCAAGAAGUGCCAUGGCAAGGUCUUCCUUACGUGCAAACAGUGUCUGGCGGUCUUCACGGACGAGAACGACAUACGCGAGCACUAUGAGCACACACACAAUGUUCCGAAGGACCAAUUAGCCGCGUUCGAAUAUAGGAUGGACCUCGGGGCGAAAAGGGAGGGCUACGAGACCCCCGAUGCAUUCGUGAAGGAGGAGCCGUACGACCUCGAGUUCGAUGAAGAGUUGUGCGACGAAGACUCGAACGACACCAGAGGCAAGCGACCGGCGAGCGACACGUACGACUGCGAGAUGUGUCCCGAGAUGUUCCUCAAUUCCGAGACCCUCUCCAAGCAUUACCAGAACGUCCACAACACCGACCCGGUGCGUAUGUUCAAGAAAUUCAAGAAGGACAACAGCAAGCGCAAGAUGAGAAACAGGAACAACUUUGAGUGCAAGAAUUGCAGGAAGCAAUUCUCCACCAAGGCCUUGUUCUGGAAUCACAUCAGCAUAUGCACGCGACGGGGCGUUCUUGAGCGUAGACUGGACUCGCCGAACAACAACCCGAACUCGAUCUUGGAAGCGCACUUGAAGAACAACAAUCAGAUCAAGCGAGAGGAGCCGAUGUUGCCAACGAACGAGUCCAACCUCAACAUUCCCGACUUCAACUUGUUCGAGGACAUCAACAUGCAGCUGUCGGCGCAGAAGCCAGUGCCGAAUCUCAUGCCGUUGUCGCACGUGAGGCCUACGACUGGUAAUACGCGUCAAUGCUCGCGGAAGGAUUCGCGCAAGGUGUACGAUGAGAAGACCAACACGGAGUGCACGUGCGAGGUCUGCGGCAAGCAGUGGCCAGCCAAGAAGCACUUGUGGCAACAUUUAAUUCGCUUUCAUCGUACUGAAGCCGCGGUUACGUGCGGGGUGUGCCUGAAGCUCUGUAAAACUUAUCAAGAUCUGGCCGACCAUCUGAAAGCCAUCCACGCCGCCAUUCUGACGUGCGAGGGCAACAACUUCACGUGCAAGAUCUGCGGUCGGUAUCACAAUGCGAGAAGCAAAUUACUAUUACAUACGAGUAUUCACAUUGGUAUGCCCGGCAACUACCGAUGCCAAAAGUGCCAGCAAGGUUUCAUGAGUGAGGAGAAGCUGAACGAGCACGCGGCCAGCUGCAACGGCAAGUCUGAGUUCAGGAAUCACGCGGAGGACGAUAACGCCGACAAGAAUGACGAUAACGACGAGAAGGGUAGUUUAAUCGCCGACGAGACAUCAGUGAUCGGCGAAGGCGACGAAGGCGACUUCGAAUCAGAGGCCGAGGGCAACGAGGACAUUCAUGAAGAGGACAGUAACAGCGAUGAUAAUUCGGAAGACAGCGACGACUCGGACAGCAGUAACAGUAGCUCCAGCGACGAGGACGGUGCGGGCGAAGAGGAGGAGGACGAGGAGGAGGAUGAAGAAGAUGAGGAGAAUGAGUCCGAGCCCGACACGAGGACCAACAGUCGAGCGACCGGUGACAUGUCGUGCAAUUCCGAGAGUGUCGACUCCGACUCAGAGAUGGAGAUAAGCGCGAUCGAAAAUAAGAGCGUAAGUGACGUCAACAGUUUCAGGAUACGCAGCAGCGGCGGCGGAGACACCAGCAUGUUGGGGCAGCCAUCAGUGGACAGGAGCGCGGAGAAUCCGAGAACCGAUCUCGCGUCCGUCGUCAACACGACGGUCGCGGGACAGACCAUGCAGAAUAAUAUGAGCAAGCUGCUGGGUUCUCGCGCGCCUGUAAACACGGAACAAUUUCAGGCAUUAUAUCUCGAGGAGUCCGCUAAAGUCGCGGCGAACAAUGUGGAUUUGUCCGAAGAUGACGAUGAGGAGAAUGAGGAGGACAACGAUGACGAUCACGAAAAUGAAAGUAACGAGGUAGGGGUGAAAGAAGAAGAAGAAGAGGAGGAGGAGGAGGAGGAGGAGGAGGAGGAGGAGGAGGAGGAGGAGGAGGAAGAAGAGGAAGAGGAGGAAGAGGAAGAGGAAGAAGAGGAAAGAAAAAGAGAAGAUGAGGAGGAGGAGGAGGAGGUAGACGACGAUGAGGAAGAGGUGGAGGCAGAAGAAGAGGGGGAGGAGGAGGAGGAGGAGGAGCAGGGGCAAGAACAAGAGAAUGAGGAUGAUGAUUACGGUGGUCCGCCUGUAUUAAGCCCGGUGAUGCCGCAAGAGAACGGCUCAGAGGAGGAGCACAGCGGCACGAUGGACCGCACGAGGCACGAGCUCAGUCCUAUGGUGCCGUUGAGUAUGCACGUGGACAGAGAUCUGAACGAAUGCGAGAUAACGGAGAUACAGAACGUAGACGGGGAGAACGUGGACGCUUCCUCGAUCUCGAAUGCGCCGAAUUUUUUUGCAGCGAAUAAUAAUAAUAUCCUGCGCGUGAUCUGGGACGAGGACUCGGACAAUGCGGCGGGCGAUGACGAUCGCGAGCGCGACUGCGAUUCGGACAUUGGCGGUAUGGAGGUGUUGGCCAGUAACGGACAGUUCUGCAAGAUGGAAACGAACGCGGAGAGCGACGACUUCGAGGAAGAUUCCAGCAUGAACGAGCAUGAGGAGAAUGCAACGGAGGACAAUGGUAGGGACGGGGACGGCCAAAUGCACUGCAAUCUGGACGGCACUGUGUUAAUGGUCGCUAAUGACUCGGAAGGUAAUCAGAUUUUGAUCGAGCAAAACGUCUUGACCAUUGAUAACGAGGACUCUAACGCUGAGGCGGCGCAGUACAUUUAUCCAGAGAGCGCGUAUGAGAUCGCGGAUUACGCGAGCUCACGGAACGAAAAUGAUGGCAUGCAGACGGACGAGAUGCAGGGUAUAUCUUAUAUUCAAGACGCGUCGGAGAACGAAGAGGAGAGCGUGGAAGAUGAUACCGGGGAGAACGAUGAUAACACGCGAAAGUAAGACACGAGUGCCAAAAUGAAAAGAGAUUUAGGACGUAUACAUAUGUAACUCUCUGUAACAUAUAAACAUAAGGUGUAAGAUAAUCGAUGCGCGAGAGAGCUAGUGUUGGCUGAAGCCACCAAAAAAACAUGUCAUAUGUACCUUGAAAAGCGAUACAAUAUUGUACAGUAUAAGUGUAAGGGAUAAUUGUAAACUUUUUGAUAGAAGAUACCGCGCGCGCGCGCACGUUCGAAAGGUGACGAUCCACACCUGGUGUGGUCGGAAACGUGACACCUUUUCGUUUUCAUUGAUCUGCUUUGGAGAGACCGUUUUAUCUUCACCGUAUACUUCACGCGUUAUCGACAAUGCGAGCUCCAAAAAAAGAAUGAAAAAGAAAAUACGCGAAUAAUUGUUCCGACAAGUUAAAAUGAGUAUUGUUAAUUGUUGAGUUAUCAACGACGAUUGUGUAUGUACUUUUCUGUAUAAUCAACACGUUAUACAGAUCAUUGUAAGAAAAAAAGAAGAAGAAAGAAACUUGCGAUUUGCGCUAUCUUUUUUAUGCUUCUGAUCUGAAGAAAGUAUUAAAGGCAAAAUUUGAUUAUGGGGUUUAUUGUUUAUUUACAUCGACAGCACUUUAUUGACAAUAAUACACCGAAUGACACAGUGCGCAUCGUUUUAAGCGCAGUACCAUCCAUUAGACAAUAGAACGCGAUCGUCAUGAACUAUUCAACUUAAUUGAUGACUAUACAUCCGCUGCAGCCGUAUUGCAUUAUUCUCUGUGUCCGGAAGGUAAUUUCAGGCAAAAUCGAGCUUCACAUAAUGUGUCCAAAUCCAAAUUGAUUCUUUCUCGCAAGGAAAAUCUGUUAGACUUAAGGAUACUUGGGAAAUUUUGCGUGAAAUUAUAAACCAGUAAUUUCCAAAAUAUUUCGAUUUGGAGCGUUAUACCAGUCAGUUCUGAGGAAAAAAGAGAAUGGAAGAAAAGAACUUUUAACAUAUCAGUUUGAAAGUUCUUUUUUUCUACUCACUACAUAAUUUAAGUGUUACAUUUAUCAUGCAUGAUAUGUAUGAAUCUUUUUCAUUGUAUUCGAGCAAUGAUUUUUUAAAACAGUUGUUUAAUAUCACGUUACACUUGUUGCUAUUACCGUGUGCGUGUAUUAUUUAUUAUGCAAAAGAUAAAACUUUGAUGAAAAAUUGAAAAUCUUUAGGUAAAAGUUUUCUUUUCAAAAAAGUUGUCCGUAUAAAUUCAUACAUUACAUUCAAAAAAACAUACGAUACAUUCGAAGAAACAUAUUUGAAUCCUUGUAUUACGGCAAACCAUUAUUUGCUGUUGAUUUUCUUAUAAAAUCGCGUUCUCAGGUCUGGCGCGUAUUCUGCCAGACUGUAUAAUUGUUGCCCAUGAACCGACAACAUCACCGCAUAAUUUAAAAACACACUAAAAGUAGCAGGAAAUUGUGACGAUUACAUUAAAAGAAAAGUAUUGUCGUGAAGUUUUAAUCAACGAAAAAAAAGAUGAAAUGCGUUAAUUCGAACGUCGCUAUUUGUAUGUCAUCACUCUCGACUAUUUCCACCUAUUAAAAUCUUUAAACUUAAUUUUCCGAUGUUUCUCUCUCUCUCUCUCUCUCUCUCUCUCACUCACUCACUCACUCACUCACUCACUCUCGUUCUCUCUUUCUCUCUUUGUGAAUUUUCUCGUUUUAAAGUAUUCAUUUUGUCAUUAUAAUGAAUAAUAUAACGAAACUCGAUGGAAUAACGAACUAUGCGCAAUUCAAAAGAAUCAUACGUAUUGUAAUGGAAGCAACCGAGUACCAUCCACAUUUUACGUUAAGACAGACUUAGCAUUCUACUAGAGUUCUUCUCUCUAGCGUUACGGAGAGACGAAGAACAAGUGAAAACCGUGCAUUCUCGAUAUAUUUUUAUGAAAAAGCAAAAGUUAAUGUAAAUAAUAACGUUAAAUGAUCAAUAUGUACAGUUAAUAAUAAUAGUGAUGUAAGCGUGUGUUUGUACGUGUACAUGGAUGUGCGCAUGGAUUGUGUGCAUGUAUCGUCGAAUGAUGCAGGAGACGCGACUGAAAAUACAUAACACAUAUAUAUAUAUAUACACAUUACAUGCCUACAUGUAUGCAUAUACACACACACACACACACACAUACAUACCACACACACACACAUAUGUAUAUGUAUAUAUGUACGUAUGUAGAUAUGUAUAUGUAUAUAUUGAAAGAAAGAAAACGUACCUCGAUUAUAAUAUUAACAAUUAGUUGAGUUUUUAGAACUAUUGUACGAUUGCUUUGUAUUAUAUUAAUUUAUCCCUCUCUCUUCUCUCUUUCGCUCUUGCAGACUUCUUUUCUCCUGUUCGGGCUAAGUACCGAACUAUUAUCAGCAACAGUAUAGGAUCGUAUUAUUAUGUUUGGCGAAUGAAAAAUGUUUUUUGCUAUAUAAUUUUGACAUUUUUAUGUAUGUAUAGUGAUGGAAAGAGUUAGAGAAGGAGACGGUGAACGCGUGCUUUGUCUCUGUUCAUUAUCGUCGUUUUCUAACAACUACGUCAGCGAUCUCGUCCCCUGCGAUCUUUUUUUUUUCUUAUUUAUUAUAUUCAUUCCAAAGUAAUCUGUAAGGUACGUUAGAUCAUACAACCGAUAUUUGCCAUUUGUAUUAUACGAUUGUAUAUCGACGAUCUAUCUAAAAUGUUGCGGAAGGAGGUUGGAAUUGGAGAAUAUUAUUUAGGAUAAACGAUUUUUAACACUG
Messenger RNA from Harpegnathos saltator (Jerdon's jumping ant), 10871 nucleotides. RefSeq lists its product as uncharacterized. The record is from RefSeq and is a predicted model, not a curated record. The coding region runs from base 1507 to 8151 and encodes 2214 amino acids. Gene Ontology annotation, biological process: regulation of transcription by RNA polymerase II. NCBI's taxonomy places the organism in Eukaryota, Metazoa, Arthropoda, Insecta, Hymenoptera, Formicidae. Gene Ontology annotation, cellular component: nucleus. Gene Ontology annotation, molecular function: DNA-binding transcription factor activity, RNA polymerase II-specific; zinc ion binding. The transcript is spliced from 11 exons.